AGAAAAGUAGAAUGGAUAUGGAUGUAACUAAAGAAAAUUUCCCUAUAACUUUCACGAACACGCGUCAAAAUUGUGAAUAGAGCGGGAUCUUUAAGUCGGUUGAGUGAGCAGACCGUAGUAAAUUCGAGUACAAUCGUUGGAUGUAACCUGCUGGAAGGUUCAGUGAUGCCGUAUUGCGUGAAGCGUUUGGAUUUCGAGUUGGAAAGAGAAAGGUCGAAUCGCGCGUUAUGGCUGACGAAAUCGAACGGAAGUUGUUGGAACAGGUGAAGGAACAAGAAGAGCUUGUACGAAAACUCAAAGCUGCCAAAGCUAACGAUGUUCAGGAUUCAACGAAUUUCUCGAUCUUAGAAACGCAAUUAGAGAGCAUUAACCAUGAUUUUGCGGAUGUCAGUUACGUGUGUGGUUGGAUUCCUACCAUAAAAGAUACGAAAUUUUUUGAUUUUUGCGUCACUUUUAUCGAUGACCAACUACUCUCCAAGUGGCCACAUUUGAAAAGAUGGUUCACAAACGUUCAAAGCUUCGACCAAAUUGAACGUAACACGUUUCUCGAGCCGAAAGGGUCGAUUACCUCUUUGGUGAGAAAAGUUGAUCGCUUAAGGAACCUCUGCCUCUUCGACAAAAAUGUGAUUGAUUUAAAGAUUGCGGAGGAAGUUACCAAAUUAUCGGAGUUGAAAGCUCAAUUGGGAAACAAGAAUGAGAUACCUUCCAAACUUGUUCUUAAAACGCCUAAAGGUACGAGGGAUUAUGGUCCUGAACAAAUGGCGCUACGGCUUGCUGUAUUGGAUAAAAUAGUUACGGUGUUCAAAAGACACGGUGCUGAAACUAUAGAUACUCCUGUAUUUGAAUUGAAAGAAGUUUUGACGGAAAAAUAUGGAGAGGAUUCAAAGCUGAUCUACGAUUUGAAGGAUCAAGGUGGAGAAAUUUUAGCUCUUAGAUAUGAUUUAACCGUACCUUUUGCCAGGUACCUGGCUAUGAGAAAAAUCUCUUCCAUAAAGAGAUAUCAUAUAGCAAAAGUUUAUCGAAGGGACAAUCCAUCCACGACAAGGGGUAGAUACAGGGAAUUCUACCAAUGUGAUUUUGACAUAGCUGGACAAUAUGAUCCUAUGAUACCAGACGCGGAAUGCAUUCGCGUCAUUUCUGAAGCGUUACAGUGUUUAAAUGUAGGGCCUUAUACGAUCAAAUUGAAUCAUAGAUCGUUGUUGGAUGGUAUAUUUGCGACUUGUGGCGUUCCAAAUGAUAAAUUUCAUGCUGUGUGCUCGUCUAUCGAUAAAUUGGAUAAGAAUUUGUGGUCGGAAGUAAAACGAGAGAUCGUUGAAGAGAAAGGUUUGAGUGAAUCGAGCGCUGAUAAGAUUGGCACUUAUGUGUCGCAAUCUGGUGGAAUAGAAUUGAUAUAUGAGUUAAAGAAAGAUAACGAAUUAAUGAAACACGAAUCUGCGGUAAAUGGUCUUGAAUCCAUUGAAUUGUUGUUCAAGUAUUGUAAAAUAUUCCAAGUGACGGAUAAAAUAAUUUUUGAUCUUAGUCUUGCCAGAGGACUCGAUUAUUAUACAGGUAUAAUUUUCGAAGCGAUAUUGACUGGCGAUGAAGUUGGCGUUGGUAGCGUCGCGGGCGGUGGCCGUUAUGAUAAUUUGGUAGGAAUGUUUGAUAGUAAAAAGAAAUCGAUUCCUUGUGUCGGUUUGUCAUUGGGCGUCGAACGUAUUUUCAACGUUCUAGAGACGAAAUUAAAUCAUGAAAGCGUGAAAACGCGAACCAAUGAAGUUGAAGUAUUUGUAGCAACUGCACAAAAAAAUUUGUACGAAGAAAGAAUGAAAAUCUUGACAAUCCUUUGGGAUGCUGGAGUGAAAGCCGAACAUUCUUACAAAAGAAACGUAAAAUUGCUGGCGCAAUUACAUCACUGCGAAGAAAGUGGUAUACCGCUGGUUAUAAUAAUUGGUGAAGGAGAAUUGGCGAAAGGAGAGGUUACAUUAAGAGAUGUUGUGUCUCGUGUAGAAGUUUCGAUUCCGCGUGCACAUUUAAUCGAUGAAAUAAGGAAAAGAUUAUAGAAAAUAUAUCACGACUUACUUUCGAAUGAGUUUCUUAAUUUAUAUAAUAAUUAAAUGAUAUGAUACCAUCAAUUGUUUGAUUUUUUUUUAAAAUAUAGAAUCACGAUAUUUUAACGAUAUUGCACGAUAUCUUCGUUUCAAGUUCAACGUAUGAAAUAAUAAAAGAAAAAACAAAAAAAAAAAAGUGGAAAGCUUCUGUAUAAACUAAAUAAUAAUACAUAAUUUAUUGUAUUUAACGAUCGAAUUCGUAUUAUUUCAAUAAUCACCAACAAUUAGUAUAUCUAAUUUUCAAGUAUUCUUUCGCGCAAAAACAAUGUUUCGUGAUAAUUUAAGAUUUACUUUUGCUUUUGUUACGUUUAAGUUAGAGGUAAGAAGAUGAAACAGAAAAAAAAAACAAAAGCAAAAAAAAGAUAAC
Molecule: messenger RNA, 2454 nt
Organism: Apis laboriosa (Himalayan honeybee)
Lineage: Eukaryota; Metazoa; Arthropoda; Insecta; Hymenoptera; Apidae
Gene: HisRS
Product: histidine--tRNA ligase
Exons: 6
Coding region: 228-2039 (603 amino acids)
Biological process (GO): histidyl-tRNA aminoacylation; mitochondrial translation
Cellular component (GO): cytoplasm; mitochondrion
Molecular function (GO): ATP binding; histidine-tRNA ligase activity
Source: RefSeq, a predicted model, not a curated record